AUGGUGGCAGGGCUGCUUCCGCGUUUUCUGUGCGGGCACCUGACACCGCUGAGUUACGUGCACCCCAUGUUUGCACCACAGAGCACGCGCCUACUGCGCGGUUUGCAUGCACGUGGUGUGGGGCGCCCGCUGUGCUCCAAGGCAUCCGGUUCCGAGACGCAAGGCCUUUUAUCCUUGCUAGUUUUCCAUCGGCAUGGGGACAGGUCGCCUCUGCGUGGACACACGCCAGACGAGGAGCUAGCUUUGCCGACAGCAGCAGCACCAGCAGCACCAGGAAACACUCGCGGCGGCAGCGCCGUCGGUACAGGAGACGGCGGGGGUUCGGAGAAACCCGGGCGGGUAGCAGCGCCGGUGAGAUCGGCAGAGAAUUUUUGGAGGGGGCAGCUGGUGCCGCCAGAGGUGGUCCGGAGACUCGACGAGCUGUACCCGGUCAAGCGUUCGCCCGGGGAGGCAGUUCCGCCUGAUAAGGAGUCCGCACCGUUCGGCUGCCUGACGUCUCUGGGGCUGCAGCAGCUUCAAGAUAGGGGAGAGCAGUUCAGGCAACGUUACUCUUGUGACGACAUUGACAACGCAAAGUUGGAAGUGUUCUCGACCAACUACCGCCGGACGCAGCUGUCGGCGCAAGGCUUUCUGGACGGGCUUCUAAGGGCGGGCGGGAGGGGCGGCGUACCCGUGGUGGUUAGGCCUAGAGCGGACGACUUUCUCAAUCAGUGGGAGAGCCGAGGGCAUGAAAUGUACGAGCGCAUGAUGGUGGUCGAGUCCGAGCCUGAUUUCCGGGUGACGGAGGAGACCGUUGGAGGACCGUUGAAGAGACGGCUUCACGCGCUCGACCCUGCGCUCUUCCCGCUGCCUCAAGGAGGGAGAUUUCGUUGGAUGAUGGCUGCGGACUACUUUAUGAGCGCCCGCGCUCGUGGACUGCGCGUCGCCCCCGAGCUGGAUGCCCUCGGAACGGCCACGAUAAGGCAUCUCGUCUGGCGCUUCAGCCGGUUUUACGGGGACGACGAGAUGAUGCGGACCAUGGUCGGUCCUUUGCUCGCGCACAUCAUUGAGUGCGCGGCGGGGAGCGAUGUUGCCGGUCCCGCUACAGGUUCUAGGAACGUUCCGGGGGCCGAUGCGAGUGGCGGGUCAUUGUCGCGCGUGGUAUCCUCCAGCUGCCAUGACGUCACAAUCCUGGCCCUCCUUUACGCGAUGGAGGCGGAUCUCCUCGAAGAUCGAGACUACUGGCCGCCCUACGGCUCCACGAUAGCGUUCGAGGUUUCCAGUACAGGAGGCGUGUCGGGGCCGGGGAGAGGGCCCCGUGGAGGACGCGGCGAGGACAAGGGGGGCGGAGGGGAUCUCGUUUUGAAGAUUUCGGUCGACGGGGAGCCGUUGCGAUCACGCCUGUUUGCCGGGAAAGGGGGCGACGGUAUCAUCCCUCUGUCGGAUUUCCACACGGCUGUACGAAGUUUUCUACCGACAGCUGUGUGA
This is a messenger RNA of Ectocarpus siliculosus, 1467 nucleotides long. Lineage: Eukaryota; Phaeophyceae; Ectocarpales; Ectocarpaceae. The record is from the annotation of a GenBank genome assembly.